This is a messenger RNA of Oncorhynchus nerka (sockeye salmon), 5028 nucleotides long. RefSeq names its product serine/threonine-protein phosphatase 1 regulatory subunit 10-like. Lineage: Eukaryota; Metazoa; Chordata; Actinopteri; Salmoniformes; Salmonidae. Gene Ontology annotation, cellular component: nucleus; PTW/PP1 phosphatase complex; chromatin. Gene Ontology annotation, molecular function: protein phosphatase 1 binding; metal ion binding. The record is from RefSeq and is a predicted model, not a curated record.
UCUGAGGUGAGUAACGUCGAAAGAAAUACUGCUAGUUUUGGAACAAAAACGACUGCGCAAUUAUUUAUUUUAAACAUAAUCCAUCAUAACAAAGCUAUUUUAAGAUUAAGGUGUGUAUGAACACACGAAGAAAACAAGUGAAUGUAUCUUAAAUGUAUUUUUCGUUUUGUUUGCUCUUUUUUUCCCCUUCAGGUAUUUUGAAGGAAGAGUGGCCGUCGAGGACUUUGAACAUUUAUUCAAAAAAAAACAAUUUUUUUCUUCAAGUAAUGGACAUUUGAUUACUAUUUUUGCCUCCAGUUUGUUCCAGAGGGAAAAGCUAGUUUUUAGCUGCCACAACCCCGCCCAUAAACCAGUUUGUUCCAGCCAUAGAUUGUUAACGUUAUAAAAACAUGACGGUUAACGAUAUAAAACUGAUGUAACAAGAGAUCUGUUGCUGUAAAGCACAAUAUACAGUAGUAAUAUAGCUGCUCGAGACGCUGAAGUAUUUAUAAGAUGGCGGUGGGCCCGGUGGACCCCAGGGAGGUCCUGAAGGGAGUAGAGAACCUGCUGGGGAAAGAUGGAGAGCUCCGCAGCCUGGAGGGUGUCCCCAAAGUUUUCAGUCUCAUGAAGGGCUCUCACAAGAUGGUGAGCAGGUGUAUGUACCUGAAUAUCCUACUGCAGACCAAGUCCCAUGACAUUCUCAACCGGUUUAUCCGAGUGGGAGGCUACAAGCUGCUGAACGCGUGGCUGACCUACUCCAAAUCUAGCAACAACACCCCCCUGUUACAGCUCAUCCUGCUAACGCUGCAGAAACUGCCCCUCACUGUAGACCACCUGAAACAGAACAACACUGCCAAGCUGGUCAAGCAGCUCAGCAAGACUGGAGAGACUGAGGAGCUGAGGAAGCUGUCUGCUGGGCUGGUGGAUGGCUGGAUGGCUACCAUCCGUUCCCAGAGUGUCUCCGCCACCUCUCCUGCAGAUAAGAAACGGAAGAAGGAGGAGGGGAAAGUGCCAGUCCGAGAGGUGAAGGCGGCUGAUGGAGGGAAGGCAGCGGAGGAGGAGAGGAAGAGGGAGAAGCCCAAAGCUCACGCUCCCAGCCAUGCUAAGAUCCGCUCCAUAGGCCUGGAGAUGGAUGCUCCCUCCCCUGUCCCAGUCAAGAAGCCCCCCGUGGCCCUCCAGCUGGGAGACAAGUACAACAUCAAACCAUCCCAAGUCCUCAAGAGACCCAGUUUUGGUCCUCUGGACCCUCCCCCUGUGGAGAAGAAGUAUAAACCCCUCAACACCACUCCUAACCACACCAAGGAGAUCAAGGUGAAGAUCAUCCCGGCACAACGUAAGACCUCAACAGAAAUCGCCCUUGAGGGUACAGGCUUCCUGGAUGCCCUAAACUCCGCCCCUGUUUCUCUCAUCAAGAUCAAGAAGAAGAAAGGAAGGGAAGGGAGAGACCCCAAAGCUGUCUCUCCCACGUCAAACAAGCCGUGUCCAUUCGAGGGUAAAACUCACUAUCCUUCACCUCAGGGUGGCACCAAGCCCUCGUCCCCAGAGACCCAGGUGGCCUCCACCACCCCUCCCCACGAGGUCCCAGUAGACCUGGAGCAACCCGGCACGCCCGUGCCCGCCGACGACCCAGAGGCCAUGGACACGGGCAGCGAGAAGCCCAGCGCCCUGGCUGAACCCCGCGGCGAAGAGGAGGGUCAGCUGACCAAGAAGGGCAAGAAGAAGAAGAGCGUGCGCUGGGCCGAGGAGGAGCAGCUCACACAGUACUUCUACUUCGACCUGGACGAGACCGAGAGAGUCAACGUCAACAAGGUCAAGGACUUUGGCGAGGCGGCGAAGCGCGAGAUGAUGAUGGACCGCCACACGUUUGAGAUGGCGAGGCGCCUGUCCCACGACUCCAUGGAGGAGCGCGUCCCCUGGAGCCCCCCGAGGCCCCUGGCCCUCACCGGCCCCCUGGUCAACGCUGGUGCCAAUAGCACAGAGAGACUCACACAGAGAGACCGCGAGACGGGCAUCCUGCAGGAGAUCUUCCUCACCAAGGAGAGUGUUCCUGACAGCCCCCAUGAACCAGAGCCUGAGGCCUAUGAACCCAUGCCUCCACGCCUCAUACCCCUGGACGAGGACUCGACCAUGGUGGAUGACAGCUACAUGGAGCCCAUGGACACGUCGUCCCAGCCUGGCUCUGGCGUGGGCCCCGGGGGGGUGGAGGGCUCCAAGCUGCCCCCCGUCCUCGCCAACCUCAUGGGCAACCUGGGGGCCAACAACCUUUUGAGUAACCUAGGCAACAUUGCCCAGGGCACGCCUGGUGCCCCCGCUAACCCCUCCGUCAACGUACAGGAGUUACUCACCUCCAUCAUGGGAGCUAGUGGUGGCCAGUCUACUGAGGACCUGAUCAAGCAGCCAGACUUCUCUGAGAAGAUCAAACAGCUGCUGGGCUCUCUACAGCAGACCCAGAACCAGGGCCCCCCCACCGGACCCCCGCCCGGAGUGAGCCAGGGCCUGUUGGGCCACGGUCCAGGCAUGAACAACAUGCCCAACAUGGGCAUGCCCAUGAACGGAGUGGGGUACCCUCCUGCAGGCAAGCCCCUGGGACCCGGAGGCCCCCAUUAUAACCAUCCUCCGCCCCCACACAACCAUGGACCCCCUGGCUUCAACGCCAACCCCCGCAUGAUGGGCCCCCCGCCACCCCAGGGCCACGGAGGAGACAACAGCAACUACUGGGGGGACGACUCGAUGAGGGGGGGCCCACACCGGGGCGGAGGGGGCCACUUCCACCGAGGGGGCCGAGGGAGAGGAGGGGAACAGGUGGGCUUCAGAGGGAGAGGACGAGGGGGGCCUAGAGGAGGACACAACAUGGGAGACAUGUCCAAGAGGCCAGUGUGUCGCCACUUCAUGAUGAAAGGAAACUGCCGUUACGAGAGCAACUGUGCUUUCUACCACCCUGGCGUCAACGGUCCUCCCCUGCCCCACCACCCCGCCCACAACCAGUACAAUGACCACGGACCCCAACACGGGCACUAGACCACCAACACACCUCGAACACAAAGACAUGACAAUACCCUGAUACUACCACUAGGUGGCAGAACUCCGAAUUCAUGAGCUGCUGGUUUAGUUUCACCACUGGAACAGAGAGACAGACAGCCCACCAGGCUAGAAAGAGAGUCAAAUGUGACCAUCAAUGUGAGAGACAGACAAGGCUGUGUCCUGCAGCCUUAACAGCUGCUCUGGUCUGGUAAUCUCAAUGUGAUUUUUCUGCAGGUCAGUUGAAGAAGCAGUUCUACUACUGUUCUCCUACUGUGUGACUGGGACUUUGAUAUGAAGGCUCACCAGUAGCAGAGGAAGAUACUGAAUAUAGAGGGCAGAAUCAGACAUUUAUCUACUACUUCCUCUUCCUCUCUCCCCACACCAACCCAAUAUAUCCCCCAAGAAAUUCUCGACUUCAUACGUCCAUUUUUGUUUGCCCUGCUCGCUCAAACUCCCUUGAUCAGGGACAGAGGACAUUGCUUGUACACCAGAAUACACAGACGCUCAUGCCCUGGCUUUGUAAAAGUAUAGGUACUCUGCUAUAGCUGUGAGAUGAUCAUUUAGUAUGUUUGUUUAAAUGUUUUAUUGUGAUCAUUUUUAACACAGUUGCUUCAGGUUGAUGAAGAUGUACAGUAACCAGACACUAUGACCACUAUGACUUAUGGUUGCGGUCUGUCACUUUCCCAUAUAGCCUAUCAGCCAGCCUUGUCUAAUGCACUUGUCUCUACAUCUUUGUCUGCUACUUCAAUCAGCACUGAGCUAAGAGGUCAGCAAUGAAGAUGGCAAAUCAAUAGAAACAUCUCCAGGAUCUCCCCAGUAUUGAGUUGGACUUCUUGAAGCUAAAUUACUCUAACAUCAUUCUGUUCUGUAGUUGUGUAGCGUCACUCCUGCCCUGGCUGUGCCUAUUGGACCAUGUUCCCCUGACAGACAGGAUCUUUAGCUAACCGUCAGCUCCAGAAUGAGUCUAAGCCCCACCCUCCCUCCUGAAUGACAAUGUAGCGCUGUGGUCCCCUGAGUUUUCAAACUGUAGUCAGAAAGACGUGGCCAAAUUACAAUGGUCAGUACACCAUUUUAAAACAUAUUUACGGCCAAGUGGCAUGCAAGAAAGACAUGCCACUUUUUCUACCGUAGGAUUUCAACAGAAAACAAGACAAUGAAUGUGAAGUCGACCAAAUAAUUGUAACAUUGUUUGAUGUUGUUUGCCAACUUCCCCAUAGGCAAGAGAGGUAUCAGUUAGGAAGCACUUUAAGAGGAAAGAUGAGGGCCAAAUCCAAGUUGUUUCCACCAGGCAGCCUGACUGACAGGACAGGACCCACCACACUGCUUGUUCUACUAUCUAGCUCCUGCUCUAGAAAGGCCUGCCUCAAACAGUUCCCCUCAAGAUCAAAUGAACGAAACAGUAUUAAGAAAACUGAAACACCCAUAGAUGAAUGCCUACGCACUGAACGAACAAACGUGUUGCGUUUUCUGAUAGUUAGUACUAGUGUGCAGCCUAUCACAUGAGAGGGGAACAACAGGAAAAAGCAUGGCUUGAUUUGACUGAGCCUUUUACCUAGAAUAGUACAUUAUAGUGAAUGAAGUUCUGGUCUAAUAGAAGCCUCUGAUUUUUAUAUUUCAACAACUGUAUAACCUGUACUACCAGGAGUAUAUAUCUCUUCCAUGUGACAAAAACAAUGGUUGGAUGCCCUGUGGCAGACACACAGUCCCCUUUUAUAGAAGUGCUUCUUCACACACAGGCCUGUAUUAGCUUGUAUGGGCUUCAGUGUUCGGUCAGUGUUAUGUCCAACGGGGUAAAACUAAGGAAUCAUUCUCUGGGUCAACUAAUUCAAAGUGUUUUCUGUGAAAACCGUGGCCUUCAUGUCUCUUGUGGGACUAUAAUUAUGUCAAAUUUAGUUUUGGGUUGGAUUUAUUGCAUUUUUAUUUUGAUAUGAUACUGAUGAGUUGGAUCUCUCCAAUUAGGUCCAAGUUUUUGUUAAAUUCUUGUAUCCAUUUAUUUUGUACAUGUAUUAAUAAAUGUCCUAAAAUGAA